GUGAAGGAUCGCGCGGAAUGCCUCCUGGCUCUCGAGCCUUAUUAUGGAGCUCUUGAAAGGCGCUCUGAGCGCGAGACCCUCUGCACGCCUUUUAUUAUGGAUUUAAUAGCACGUGUGAAGGGGAAAGAUACUCUUUAAAUUGAGUCAGCUGCAUUUCCGCAGACUAAAACAUUAUACUUGACCAAUAAACAUUAAAUAUUUCCAAAGAAAAUGUCCAGACAAAAGGUUUCGGAGCGACAAGGGAGCGAUGACUCGGACACGGACACGGACCUGCUGCUCGCGACGCUCUCACCGGAGGAGGUGGAGGAGCUCGAGCGAGAGCUCGUUUAUAUCGACCCCGACCCGAAUGUACCGGUGGGACUCCGCCAGCGGAACCAGACGGACAAACUACCGUCCAGAGGAUAUGACAGAGAGGCUAUGCUGGACUACUGUGAGCGGGAGACCAAGAAACUGAUCCGGAGAGAGCUGAGCGCAGAGGGAGGGGACGGCAGAAGGAGAGAUCGACUCCGCCGGAUGAGGAGCAGAGAGUUUUCCAGGUCGCAGAGUGGCGAUCCUCCCGACACAGAGAGCAGAAAUACUGAGAGCGAAAAAGAUAAGGAGAGAGCAAGACAAAGGGAGGAUGACUCUAGGAAUGUAUCUGAUGAAGAAGAAAAAGGCAUAGAGAAGAAAAGGGAGGAGGAGAAGAGAGAAAGAGAGAGAACAGGUAAUAAGACAGAAAGUGGAAAAGAGCUUUCUAUGAAAGAAAGAGGAAGCAGCAAAACUCUAGACCUCAUAUCUAAACUGCAAGAGAAAAAAGAGGAUAAGAAAGAAAGAGGGAGGAAGGAGGUGAAAAAAGCAAGUGAAAACUCCAAAAUACGAGGGUUUGUCUCCAAACUGCAGGGGGAUAAAGACACUGAAGACCUAAAAGUAAAAGACAAUGAGGCAGAUGUCAAGAAACAAUAUGAAAGCAGAAAUAAAACCAUAGAAGAACCAAAGAACAACAGAGCAGGAGGUAGAAUAAACCUUAAAGAUGAAGAAACAGAGGAGAAGAAAAGCAGAUUUAGAAAUAUAGAAGAAAGAAGCAGAAGAAGAGAGAGAGAAGCGGAGGAUGAGAAACAUCACUCACAGAGAGAUACAACCAGAGCACAGAAAGAGAGUGAAAAAGAAGAAGUGAAAGAAUCAGAAAACAACGAGGUGAAAAUAUCUACCAUUUCCAGCCAUAACAGCUCAUUGAACUCUCAUGGCUUGGAUGACCGUUCUGUUACUACUGAGGAGGAUGAGUCUUUUAGCGAAGAUAUGGACAGUGACACUGGCUUCAGCAUGUUUGAUGACCUUCUGGAGCAGGUUCGCAGCGAUGACCCUGAACUAACAGAGCUCAUCGUCAAUAAUUCAGACGCCAUUAAGACAGACACCCUGAUACAGUUAGCAGAAGGUCUUCGCAGCAACACUCACAUCAAAACCUUCUGCCUUGCAAACACGAGAGCGGAUGAUCAUGUCGCGUUCGCCAUUGCUGCAACUCUACGAAAUAAUUCGACCCUGACCAGUAUCAACCUCGACUCGAAUCAUUUGACAGGCAAAGGCAUCCUGGCCAUCAUCAACUCUCUUCAGCACAACAGCACGCUUAUGGAGCUGAGGUUUCAUAACCAGAGACACAUUUGCGGAGGGAAGACUGAAAUGGAGAUGGCCAAAGUCUUACGUUACAACUCUUCACUGCUGAAGCUGGGAUAUCACUUUGAGCUGGCUGGGCCCAGAAUGGCCAUGACGAACAUCUUGAGCCGAAACAUGGACAGGAAGAGGCAGCAACGACUAGAAGCGCAAAAACUCGCCAGACAGGAGACCGCCUCCACCCCAUGUGAAGAUAAGAGCUCACCUGAGAAGAAUAAGCUAACAACAUCGCCCAUCAACACUCAAAAGAAAGACUCUAAAUUUGCUGCCCAUUCAAAAUUCACUUGUGCUCAGGAAACUCCCAAAGCUCCGCCCACAAAGCUACUGUCUAGACACCUCCCAUCUGAGGUAACAGGAAAGAAAGAAGGUGCAACAGGAAGUCGACAAGCUCCUCCUCCACCACCCCCUCCCGGCCCAGCGUUAGAUGUUCAGGCCCUGAGGAGGUCGCUGACCCCGAUCUCUCAGAGGAAGCCAGACAGCAGUGCAGCUAUCCAACAGACGGACAGGAGCUCCAGAGAUCAGCUGCUGGACUCUAUCAGAAACAGCAACAUGAACGCUCUCAAAAAGGUUGAGAUCCCUAAGCGGUUGAGAUAGUAUCUGUCCAGUGUACGUGCUUCUACCUUCAGAUUCCCCUGCAGUCCUCCAGUGCCCCGUCAUCAUGGAGGAGUCACUGAAUCCUCAAGUUGAGAUUCCUCCUUAACUGGCUCAGACACUCCGAAAUACAGCCAGUUUGGAUUAUUUGAUAUCUAAACAUUUGAGGUGGGACACUUGAUUUUUCCAGAACUGACAGCUAAGCAGUCAACAGUCAAGCUUUGAGGGGCAUCUGUUGGUGUUUAAGGAUCCUCAGAGAAAGAUUUGUCAAAUAAAUUAGAUACAUUUUGACUAUUUGUUCUCAACUUUUGGCAUACAUACAACAUUCUUAAAUACUAAUAUAUAAUAGUCUUAAGUACUAAUCAUUACUCUGUCUAGAAUGCAGUAUGCUAAAUAAACCUCUUAAAUAUUCUCAAAAAAGCCCCAAGUAGUGAUCUUCCUUCAUGGUAUGUGUUUGUUAAAUAGCAGGACCUUCUACAUGAGAUCUAUAAACUAUUCUGAUUAUGUAUGUGGUAUUGUGUUCAAUUUCAUGUUCAAUCUGUUUAUGGCCAUGGAUUUUUCAUCUUU
Messenger RNA from Sinocyclocheilus anshuiensis, 2802 nucleotides. It is a transcript of the gene lmod1a, whose product is annotated as leiomodin 1a (smooth muscle). NCBI's taxonomy places the organism in Eukaryota, Metazoa, Chordata, Actinopteri, Cypriniformes, Cyprinidae. Gene Ontology annotation, molecular function: tropomyosin binding; actin binding. The record is from RefSeq and is a predicted model, not a curated record. Gene Ontology annotation, biological process: pointed-end actin filament capping; actin filament organization; muscle contraction. Bases 211 to 2238 code for a protein of 675 amino acids. Gene Ontology annotation, cellular component: cytoskeleton; striated muscle thin filament; myofibril. The transcript has 3 exons.